AUGGAUUCAUAUAAUCAGUAUACUCCUAGUCCUUCUAUAUCUGUAUCUGGUACAUCACCAUAUUCAAUGUGUCCAACACCAUCAGUAUCAACAUUAGGUUAUCCGAUGUCUAAUAAUUCUAGUCAACUUGGGCAAAUGCCAACAUCAUCUAUUCCUGUUGUAUCAUGUCCAACAUCUGUCUCUGUAUCAGGAAAUUAUUCUUAUCCACAAGGAAAUACUUAUCAUCAACAAGGAAUAGGAUAUAAUUUUAAUCAUUCAAUUAAUAAUUAUCAAUCUACACCUACUGAAAAUUGUGAAUCUGUUGGAAGAAAUUUUCAAACACAACAAUGGAUGCAAAAUAAUUAUUUAGAUAAUACUUAUUAUAAUCAACAGGCAACUUCUGGUGCUCCAUCAGUAAUUUCUAAUGCUUCAUAUACCUCAUUAGGUAUGAAUGAUAAUACUUCUCAAAUAAGUUAUCAAACUAAUUUAACUGAUGUUGGUAGAAUGGGUGAUAUUAGAUCUAUGCUUCAGAUGCAAAAUUAUGCUAGUUCAGUUAUUAGUUGUGGAGAAAAUGUUGAUCCAUCUUCAACAAGUUUGACGGAUAAUUUUAGAGCUAAUAUUUUAAAUAAUUUAAUAGAUGAUGAUGAAGAAAUAUGUAAAAAAGCAUUAAUGAUUAUUGAAAAUUUAUCUAAAAAAAAUUCACUUCAAGCUAAACCAUUUAUUAUAGAUAUUAUGGAUGCUAUACAUAAUGAUUCAACAACUUCUUCAAAUAUGGAAAGAUUAUUAAAAUGUUUAUAUUAUUUAAUAUUUAAAAAUGAAGCUAUGCUUUUAAUAAUAAGUUCUUUAGAAAUUUGUAAUUUUGUUUUUAUUGAUACAUUAAGUAGGAGGAUGAUUAAAAAUCAAAGAUAUGGAAAAGUUGCUUUAGUUAUAUUUUUUACAUUAUUAUCAUUACCUGGAGAAACUGGAAAAAAAUUAAGAAAAUAUGCUAGAAAAGAAAUUAUAAUGGAUAAAUUAUUAGAUUAUUGUGAUAAAAUUUUAAAUCCAUCAAAUAUUACUAUUGAUAUUCGACAAUAUUUAUAUAGUCAAAGAAAAGAAAUUCGUUGGAUAUUAAGUUGUUUUAAACUUAUUAUUAAUGAUAAUUUAAGAAAAUAUGCUUUAUCAAAAAAAGGAAUAUUAUUAUUAUUUAAUAUUAUUGAAAAUACUACACUUGAAGAUGUUCAAUAUCUUACAUUAGUAUGUAUUUCUACAUUUAUUUCAUCUAGAUCAAUUGAAUAUGCAGAAGAAUUUGUUAAACAUGGUAUUAUUGAAAAGAUAACAUCCAUUCUUGAUAUUACCUCUCCAUCCCGAAUAAAUGGUAUUGUUCUUUCUCAAAGAAUUAUUGUUGAAUGUUAUGAUAUAUUACUUUCUGUAUCAGAUACAAAUAAUAUUACAACAAAUAUUGCAGCAAAUACAGUUGAUUUUAUGUUAAAAGAAUUAAGAAAAGAUGAUUCAAUAAUAAUAAAAUAUUGUACAGGAUUUUUGUGUAAUUUACCAAGUAAAAGUUCAGCAUUUAAAAUUUUACUACUUGAAAAAGAAAUUAUCUAUCUAUUAUUAGGAACUAUUCGUCGUUAUUUAGAAAAAUGUUGGACUGAUAAAGAUAAAAAUGAACUUAAAAUAAAUGAAGAAAUAUUAGAUAAUUGUUUAACAGCUUUAAAAAGUUUAACAUCACCUAAUUCAAAUUCAUUAGAAAGAAUACAAUAUGGAAUGUUAAUAGAUAAAUUUUUAAAUAUACCAGAAAGUUUUCAAAUAUUAAUGAAUCUUUUUAUAAAUAGUGUAGAUAGCAACAAAUAUCGUAUUAUUACAAUUCUCCAUCGUUUUAUAUCUUUUGAUUCAAAUGACUAUUUACGAUCAUAUAAUGUUGCUGAAUUAUUAUUAAAGAAUGUUGAAUAUAUUAUUAAAGUUAUAUUUGAUAAGGCAAAAUCUUAUAAUACAUGUAAUGAAAAGUUACAAAAAAAUUUAAAAGAAUUAAUAAUAAGAAGUAUAUCACUUUUACAAUAUUAUGUGAAGGAUAUUGAUGUAUGUAUACAAGUUAUUCAAUUGGCAGAAGUGUUGUUAAAUAAGGAUGAUAAUAUUGUUGAUGAUUGGUUAAAUUAUUCUCGGACAAAUGAUGCUGUUAAAGAAUGUUCUUCAUCCUAUGAUUAUAGAUUAAAAGAAGUAACACAAAAGUUUUUAAAAUCAGCACAAGAAAUGCGAUUUUCUAUUUUAACAGAAGAAGGAAUCAAUUGUGGUGAUGAGAUUUCUUUAGCAAACAUUUUUGCCGGUAGCGGUUAA
Messenger RNA from Strongyloides ratti, 2289 nucleotides. RefSeq names its product Armadillo-like helical domain and Armadillo-type fold domain-containing protein. Bases 1 to 2289 code for a protein of 762 amino acids. The record is from RefSeq and is a predicted model, not a curated record. The transcript has 3 exons. NCBI's taxonomy places the organism in Eukaryota, Metazoa, Nematoda, Chromadorea, Rhabditida, Strongyloididae.